This is a messenger RNA of Plasmodium coatneyi, 1326 nucleotides long. RefSeq lists its product as uncharacterized. Lineage: Eukaryota; Apicomplexa; Aconoidasida; Haemosporida; Plasmodiidae. The transcript has a single exon. The coding region runs from base 1 to 1326 and encodes 441 amino acids. The record is from RefSeq and is a predicted model, not a curated record.
AUGGGUACCAAUUCGACUCGUCUGCUCCGGCCUGCGUUGCGUCCCUCCGCGACUCGGCCAGCUAGCCGUCCCACAAGAAGCUUCGCCCAAAUUGCUAGCAGGGCGGAAAAAGAAAACACCCCCCCGUGGAGAAAAAACAAAAAAAGCAACAGCAACACCUACCGUGCAUCCAUCUUUCACGAAGAAAUAACAGACAAAGAAAAUGCGCACAACAAUGAAAAGAUACUAAGAAUAAUCCAGAGCAGCUCGAUCACCCAGUUUAGUGUGCAGGACUGCACUCUGUUCCUCAAUUACCUUAUUCGAAAUAAAAAGAGCAAACACACAGACAACGAGGUAAAGAACUCAUGUAGGGUGAAGCUGACUUCAUCCUUGUACAAAGAAGCUAUGACGAAAAUUAUAACUUCUGUGCUUACGUAUGAAGAAAAAUAUUUUUGUUUUUUUUUCCAAAAGUUUGUUGAGCUGAGGGAUAUAAAUGCGAUAGAGCGGAUGUUAAUUCACCUGCACACAAAUCAGUUGUUCCGCUCUUUCACAUUUUACAAUUUGGUCGAACUUUUUUACAAUUUUUCUGUCCUCAAUUUUGAGAGGGAGAGGAGCGAAGACGCAUUGAAUAUAAUUCUGGAUUACCUCCUCUCCAGUGUCAUUCGAACAAAUGGUCAUUUAAGACACCUGGAGAGGAAGCUUAUCAACCAUGCCGGUGUGCAAGGCGCGGAUGGAAAGCCUGUGUAUAUACACAGCUUUGCCAAGCGGGGACGCCAUAACGGGGAUAAUUUCCCCCCGGUGAGGAAAGCGAACAGGAAAAAAAUAACAAGCUCAACGGUUAGCAAUGGAGAUAGCCAGGGCACCCCCCAGUUCGACGUGAACUCCCUAUCCAAUGUCAUGCUAUACAAGCUAAUCUACGCAUUAGCGAAAAUGAACCGCAAGAGGGAACUGGUGAAAGAACUCCUCAUUCUGCUCAUCCCAUACGUACGGUUCAAACUGCAGAGCAUGGAUUACGUGUUUUCCAAAGACAGACCUGAUAUCAUCGUUAAGGUUUUGUGGGCCUAUGCAUUCCUACAAGUGAGACACGUUAACCUCUUUCUGGACUUCUCCCUCUGCAUUCAAGUCUCCAUAAGCGAACUCAAUCCGGAUCAGCUCAAAAUUGUGAAAAACAUUUUUCUAAACUUUCGUAUUUUCGAUGAGUUGCUAUUAGACACAUUGGAGGAGCGCAUCGACUACAUGGAGGAGAAAUGCCCUGGCCCCCUUUCGCAGCCAAGGAAGAAGCCAUUUAAGAAGAAAAAAAGGAGAGUGGCGCUGACGGAUCAAAUCAAGCUCAAGUUGGAGCGGUGA